AAACGUUGGCGCCCAAAAGAAUACAGUAGUUGGACCUGAUAAAUAAUUUUUUUUCUCGAAUUAUAUUUUUCGGUGAAUUUUGGUGCAAUCUCCUUUUCGCAGAAAUUUUAAUUUAAAAUCGUACCUGCAGGAUGCAAAAACGCGGCGCGGAAUCUUUCGGGUAAAACUGAAGCAAUCUUUAACAUUAAUCUCUGAUAAGCACUGGGUGAUGACAUAAUUUUGCUUGAUAAAAUUAUUUUGUCAACUUGAAAAAAUAUGUUUUAUAAAAAUUAUAUAAAAUCAUAAUAUAAAUCGUAAAAAAAGAUGUAGAUAACAGUAACAGAUAACAUUCACACAUAUCUCGCAUUUCAGCAAUGACUUCAUUCAGUAUUAAUAUAUACUGGGUAUCAAAAAUGUUUUAAUCAUUUAUGCAUUGUUAUAUUUAUAUUUAAGUUUGUUUUAAAUUACAUAAUUAUUUGUAAAAAUUAAGAAUUGCCAGGUGACAUGCUAAUUUCCUAUUUUGUAAAAUGCACAUUUUUGAUGGUUUUGCUUUCAUAUUUUUAUUCAUAAAAUACUGAUAUCAAUCGAUUAAUAUAAAAAAAAAUACAAUUGCUUUUAAAAAAGAUAUGCAAUUAAACUGCAAUUUCAUGUCAAUAAAAUUAUCUGUCAUAAAGAUUUGGCUUACAAUCUAAUUAAAAGUGAAAUACAAUUAAAUUUAAAUAAAAUAAAAAUAAAAUAAUAUAAAAAUACAAAACAAAAAGAAACUAAAAUGUCAAUAAUAAUAAGGGAUAUGUCUUGCAAGAAGAAAUCGGGAUCAUGGAAUGACAUGGACGAGUUGAAGUAUCUGAUAUGUGCUAUUGACUGUAGCAAAUGCCCAAGUAUUUCACCACCGCCGUCGCACAGCAUAAUUUUGCCCCCGAGAAUUGAAGAAAUUCCUUGCGAGAUCCGAGCCCGGAGACCGCCUUGCGUUCCGCCACCUCGAUGUUGUCCGAUAAUACCUGGACCUUGCUGUCCUUGGCUUUUAACACCUUCGAUACUUCCGGCAACGUUACCGCAAUCAUCACCGAAUCCGUACUGUAAUCCUUGCCGCCCUUGCGGUCCACUACCAUGUUUAAACGAAUAAGAAUCAAGAAUUUUAAAGAAGAAAAAAACGUACAAAAUUAAUUGAUUGUCACGUCUCUUAUAUGAAUGACAUUCAAUUUCAUGGAAAAUUUCCAGAAAACUAAAUAUGAUUUCUUUCAUAAUUUAUUUUCUUUUUGCCAUAAAACAUUUUUGAUUAAAAUGUUAAUAGAAUUUGCAAUGUUUUCUAUCAUAAAAUAAGUAAAUUGUGAAAGAAAACAUAGUUGGCUUUCCUUUUUGGAAAUUUUUCAUGAAAUUAUGUCAUUCUUGAUCACGAUUGGCAAUCAAUGUGUUAAUACGUCGUACAUUUAUUUUAGUUUAUGCCAGCUUGGAAUAGCCAACGAGCAAAGAGGAAAGUCUUUCUUAGCAGAGAAAUAAAGGAAAGAAAUUUAUUACAAAUCCAUAUAAAACAUUCACAUUUUACUCGAUUUUAACGGAAAGUCCAUACGUUCAGCCGACAGAGUCUAAUCAAAAUAUCGGAUAUCUUUUUUUUUAUCUCUUUUCGGGAAAACGAGCUCGAUGCAGCCACAGCGAUGUCAAAAUAAUACUGACGAUCGCGUUUCGUAGAAUUGCAUGAUAUGUUCCAAAUAAAAGCGUCACCACCAUUCUUAUACAAUACAAACAGGAUCACAUUCGUACAUCACACGCAAUGAGUUCUAUCAUGGCCUGAAUCAGAUAUCGGCAUCUGAAGCUAUUUUACCUACAAGAUUACUUUGCUUGGUCGGUUGCUUUUGUUGAUCCCACUCCCGCGACAAGAAUACCACCCAUAUUCGUGCAUUGCUUGAAAAUUCCGAUAUUGGCGAACGCAUUCUUAUUGAUCGCGUUUUAUAGCAGAUACGCUCUCCUUUAAGUCAUUCAAAUUAUUCGGUUAAAGGAUUCGUGCAUCGCAGAUUUUGAUGAAGUAGUUUCUUUCCGUUCAGAAAAUCGCUGCUACGAAUCUCCGUGAUUCUUUUUUAAUCGAGCAAGUUUUAAUCAGUACGGAUCUGCAUCUUUGAUCUAUUAUCGCGGAUUUUCACCCCGCGAGAAAUAGUUAAAAUGUCUGUACAAAUUAGUGUUUUUUUUUUACAAUUAAUCUCCCAGCAAACAUGAUGACGUGUUAUAGUAAAAUUAAUAGUCAAAAGUACGUAUUUUAAUGAUGACCUACAAUGUACAUCUUUUUAAUGUGAUUUUAAUGUCAUCUUAAUUAGCUGGUGCUAAUCAAUAAAAUUUAUUUUACUUUUAAUGUAACGUAUUUGGUCGAAAAUAACAUGUUUCAGACAAGUCUAAAUGAUAUUAUAGAUAUAUAAUAUUUUGACGUUAUUUCUAUUUAUUUCCAUUGAAGUUAUAUUUUGGUCAUUAUGACAUAUCACGACAUAUUGACAUCAUUUGCUAUGCUUAAUAUUCGAAGUAGUGAAGCGAUUGUUCAGCAAACAUGAUAUCAAUUUAUCUUUCUCGUGACUUUCUCAUUAGUUACGUCCUAAUGAUUAAAAUAGAACUUCAAUGGAACGUAAAAAUAAUGCUGAAAUGUUACUGAUAUUGUCAUUUAAAAUUAUCUGAAAGACAUUAUUUUAGAGUUAUUAAAAAAACAAAAAUACAUUUUUUUCAUGAAUGUGAACAUAAUAAAGUUACAGUUUUUACUGAUUUUUAUAUAUGCAAAAUAGCUUUUCUAUUACUUACUUGAAUAUAACAUAUUAAUAUAUUGAUAAAAUAUAAUUAAAUUCUUUCAUCUUUUAUACUUAAUUAUAUGUAACAAACUAGCUAGUGAUAUAAUUUAUAUUAUAUAAAUUACGUCACUACAUACCACAUAUAUUUGAGAUAGACGUAAUAAUGAAGCAUAAUUAAAAAUGACAUAAAAACACAUAAAAAGAACUUAUAUGGUAUUGUAGAUUUAUUUGACGUCAAUAAUCCUAAAAAUACGUUCUUUUGACAUCAUUAAUACAUCAUCAUGCUUGUUAGAUGACUUCCCUGUUAUCAGCUGAUAUCAUUAAUUAUUGUUGUUGCGUAGCGCGCGCGCGCGCACACACACACACACACACACACACACACACACACACACACACACACACACACCGUCGUGCGCGACACGUAUAGUCACAUACACACUUAUACGUAAAAAAAAAUUCGAAGGAUUUUCGAGUGCUCGCCGAUUUCGAAAGGACAAAACCCCGAGGACUCACUUUUCUGUCCGAAAAUCCAAGUGCGUGCGAAUCGCAAAUUUUGUCAAAGUCUAAAAAUCAGAGAAAUUCCGAAAUUUAUUACAUUACGCGCCAGUAGUGUCCGAAUCUUUCGAUUCCCUCUCUCGUCAAGGAUCGAUCGAGACUCAGAGUAGCUGUUCCCAGACGAUGUCCUCGGACCCAGGGGCAGCUGCCCCUGAGCGUUAUCGAGAUUUAGUCACCAGAGACGCAUACGAGCGUCGUUGUGAAAGAGCGCGAUUAAUACAACAGUGCGUACGCGGAUAACUUACACGGGUCUAUCACAAAUUACUCUAUUGUACAUUUUCGAUGUGAAUAAACUUAUUGUAACAGUCAGACGAAAAC
Messenger RNA from Solenopsis invicta (red fire ant), 3614 nucleotides. Its product is annotated as sperm mitochondrial-associated cysteine-rich protein. The record is from RefSeq and is a predicted model, not a curated record. NCBI's taxonomy places the organism in Eukaryota, Metazoa, Arthropoda, Insecta, Hymenoptera, Formicidae. The transcript is spliced from 2 exons. Bases 749 to 1102 code for a protein of 117 amino acids.